Molecule: messenger RNA, 992 nt
Organism: Frieseomelitta varia
Lineage: Eukaryota; Metazoa; Arthropoda; Insecta; Hymenoptera; Apidae
Product: odorant receptor 4-like
Exons: 5
Coding region: 1-966 (321 amino acids)
Biological process (GO): sensory perception of smell; detection of chemical stimulus involved in sensory perception of smell
Cellular component (GO): plasma membrane
Molecular function (GO): olfactory receptor activity; odorant binding
Source: RefSeq, a predicted model, not a curated record
AUGGCUCGUUGGAUCUUCGGUGGUAUCCACUACACUAACCUGUUGUUCCUUGGCAAAGACAUUGGUCAGAUCGUGGAACAUCUGGAGGACGACUGGCGAUUAGUGACGAAAGACAGAGAGCAACGAGUAAUGUUGAAGCACGCAAGGUUCGGACGACUCGUGUCGAUUGUAUUCGCGAUCUUUGUUCACAGUGGUGUCAUGUCGUACUGCAUAGUAAGCGCGAGCCACACGCGUGCCGUCCGAUUCGGUAACGAGACGAGAAUCAUCCGCUCGUUACCUCUCGCCGUUUACACCAAGAUGAUUCCAGUCGACACGAGCCCGACGAACGAGAUAGUUCUCGUGAUGCAGUUCUUCUCGGCAUUCAUCUCCGACUCUGGCGGCAUUGGAUUCUACACCCUCGCGACUGUUCUAGCCGCCCACACGUGCGGUCAGUUGAACGUGCUGGCGAUCUGGAUCAACGACUACGUGAACGAGUCUGGAAACAAACAGGAGGGCAGCCCCUUUAAAAAAAUCGAAAAGAUCGUGCAACAUCACCUGAGAAUACUGAAUUUUGUAGCACGUAUAGAAGACAUCAUGACCUGGGUAUGCAUGACGGAGUUGUUUCGAUGCAUAUUUGCUAUAUCUAUGCUCGGAUAUUACACUGUUAUGGAAUGGGACAAUCACGAUGCUCGAAGCCUCAUUACCUACUUCAUAAUAUUUUCAUCGGUGACUUUCAACACAUUUGUAUUAUGUUAUAUUGGUGAACUUCUAACAGAACAGUGUAUGAAAGUCGGUGAGAUAGUUUAUAUGACAAACUGGUACUACUUGCCCGUGAAAAAAAUCCUCGAACUGAUUUUGAUCAUCGCACGAUCGAGUAUGGUCAUUGAACUGACUGCGGGGAAGAUAAUUCAGAUGUCUAUUCACACGUUUGGUGAUGUGAUGAGAUUGGCCUUCGCGUAUCUGAAUGUGUUGUUGCAAAUGACGUGAUUAACAAACUAUUAACAACAUUCCUA